This is a messenger RNA of Zingiber officinale, 455 nucleotides long. Its product is annotated as 60S acidic ribosomal protein P2B-like. Gene Ontology annotation, biological process: cytoplasmic translational elongation. The transcript has 2 exons. Bases 87 to 455 code for a protein of 122 amino acids. Lineage: Eukaryota; Viridiplantae; Streptophyta; Magnoliopsida; Zingiberales; Zingiberaceae. Gene Ontology annotation, molecular function: structural constituent of ribosome. Gene Ontology annotation, cellular component: ribosome; cytosolic large ribosomal subunit. The record is from RefSeq and is a predicted model, not a curated record.
CGACCCACCACAUUCUACGCACUCAUCACCGAGAGGUCCGAGACCUUGCAACAGCGGCAUCGUCGUCUGCAAAUCUCGAAGCGAAGAUGAAAAUUGUGGUGGCUUAUCUCCUGGCCGUCCUCGGCAGCAACCCCAACCCCUCCGCCGAUGAUAUCAGAUCCAUCCUUGAAUCAGUGGGAGCGGAGGCAGAGGAUAAGAGGAUCAACCACUUCCUCGCGGAAGUCAAGGGCAAGGACAUAACGGAAGUCAUCGCUGCCGGCCGGGAGAAGUUCGCUUCCGUGCGCUCCGGUGGCUCUGUGGCUGCCAUCGGGGUCGCCGCCCCUGGUAGCGGCGGUGCGGGCGGUGCCCCAGAUGCAGAGGAGCCUAAGAAGGAGGAGAAGGUGGAGGAGAAGGAGGAAUCCGACGAGGUGAAACUCCCUGUCUUUCCCUUCCGCAAAUUUUCGUUUCCGACAUAA